Messenger RNA from Carassius auratus (goldfish), 1116 nucleotides. RefSeq names its product histone H1-like. Bases 66 to 671 code for a protein of 201 amino acids. The transcript has a single exon. Gene Ontology annotation, biological process: nucleosome assembly. The record is from RefSeq and is a predicted model, not a curated record. Gene Ontology annotation, cellular component: nucleosome. Gene Ontology annotation, molecular function: DNA binding; structural constituent of chromatin. Lineage: Eukaryota; Metazoa; Chordata; Actinopteri; Cypriniformes; Cyprinidae.
GUUGGAUGUAAACAUUGCUUGACAGAUCUGUACUACGUGACAUCGGCUCCAAGUUUACUGAAACUAUGGCAGAAACUGCUCCUGCUCCCGCGGCUGCUCCGGCCAAAGCCCCGAAGAAGAAGACGGUAAAGGCGAAAAAGCCUGGACCAGGCGUGUCAGACCUUAUCGUGAAGGCGGUUACCGCUUCCAAAGAGCGCAAAGGAGUUUCCCUGGCGGCUCUGAAGAAGGCUUUGGCAGGUGGUGGAUACGACGUUGAGAAAAACAACUCUCGCAUCAAGAUUGCUUUGAAAUCUCUGGUGAAAAAGGGGGCGCUUGUUCAAACUAAAGGCACCGGAGCAUCUGGAUCUUUCAAGCUGAGCAAGAAACCAGCCGCCAAGAAGCCCGUUAAGAAAGUUGUGGCGAAACCGAAGAAACCAGCCGUGAAGAAGAAGGCGGCAGCCAAGGUGGCGAAGCCCAAAAAGGUAGCAGUAAAGAAACCUGCCCCGAAGAAGUCUCCCAAAAAAGUGAAGAAACCGGCUGCGCCCAAGAAAGCCGCCAAAAGCCCGAAGAAAGUAAAGAAACCGGCCGUGAAGAAAGUUGCAAAGAGUCCUAAGAAGGUCAAAGCAGUGAAGCCUAAAGCCGCAAAGCCCAAGGCUACCAAGGCGAAGAAGACGGCCGCUAAGAAGAAAUAGACUGCCACCAGACUUCAUUCCACAAACCAAAGGCUCUUCUUAGAGCCACCCCAUCUUCACAGAAAUGCAAAUGUCCCUAACGCAUGUAAGAAGGCUAUUGCCUUUUUAAUAGACUGAGAAAAUGGUUUUUGGGUGGGGUGCGACACAUUUUGAGCUGUCUUGUUGGAUAGGGUCCUAUUGCUUAUAAAUAUCACCAGCACGAACGGCCAGGACAAAUACUUCUGUGUAAAAUCGGUUUGUAGAAACACGUGACAGUCUCUUCCUCUGUACCUGAUGCUCAAAGCCGAUUAUUUGCUGUAGAUUUUCAAUCCUUCACAGAUUAGACAGAAGAGUCCGCUGGUUGGAAAGUGUCCGAAAUGUGCGAAGAUUUCAUCGUGUACGAGCGUGUGCACGUAUACGUGAGAGCUUUUGUGACUAAACACUGAUUCGUGUACUAUAUUUAUAU